UGUGUUAGUUGCACAUGCUAUUUAAAUUAAAUUUAUGUGUAGCUGUGUGACAGUAGCUCUGUGUGUCUGUAGCUCUGCGUUUUAUAAUGUAGUAUCAGCCAUUUUCCUUUCAGUAAGAACAUUUAAUGUGGAUGCUGUUGUGUUAGAUGAGCAUAUUGUUUAAAUGGAAGAUGUCUUAAAAUGGAUGACUGUGUCAGUGAUGGAUUUUAAACAUUUAUUGAUGGUUUUGGUUUUGUGUUUAUGCCAAUGUCCGUUUGCUGUUAGCUUUGUUUGAUGUUAGCCUUGAGUGAAUUAACUUUUUGGGUAACUACAGCUAACUUUUGUUAAACUUGACGGCUAAUGCACAAGUGGUUGAUUAAAAGAAAUACUGUGAAAUGUAAAACGCAGUGCCGUGCAUGUGAGAUGGAUUUUUAACAUUUGUUGAUGGAUUUUGAUGAAGUAGCAUGAUUUAUGCUGAUGCUAAUGUCUGUUAGUGGUGUGUUUUGUGAUGACAUGUUGCCUUAUGCUAGCUUAGGUGAUGACUUUUGUGCUGCUAACUGUAGCUAACUUUACUGUGGUCAAACGGGAUUCUUGCUGAUGCUAAUGGGAUGCAGUGUUAUUGAACACAGCUAUAUUUGACCUCCAUUUAGCUGCUGUUCAUCAACUGUAGUCUGACUGUAAUGUGAUGUGUUGAUUGUUGUGAUGCUGUUCAGUCCUGCUGAGACUGAAAUUACAGAGUGUAUGUGUGUGUUUGUCUCUGUGUUUCUGUCAAUGUUAUUUAGCCCAGUUGGGGUGUAGAUUGAUUUGUGUAAUGUAUUAAUUGUAUUUAAUAUGGAUGCUUUUGUGUUAGUUGAACAUGUUAUUUAAAUUAAAGCCAUGUGUAGCUGUGUGACUGUAGCUCUGUGUGACUGUAGCUCUGCGUUUUGUAAUGUAGUAUCAACCAUUUUACUUUCAGUAUGAACAUAUAUUUAAUAAUGCUGUUGUGUUAGUUGAGCCUAUGUUGUUUAAAUGAAAGCUCUGUGUAGCUGUGCGUCUAUACCUUAGAGAUUUGUAAUGUAGUGUCAGCCAUUUUCCUUUCAGUAAGAACAUUUAAUAUGGAUGCUGUUGUGUUAGAUGAGCAUAUUGUUUAAAUGGAAGAUGUCUUAAAAUGGAUGACUGUGUCGGUGAUGGAUUUUAAACAUUUAUUGAUGGUUUUGGCUUUGUGUUUAUGCCAAUGUCCGUUUGCUGUUAGCUUUGUUUGAUGUUAGCCUUGAGUGAAUUAACUUUUUGGGUAACUACAGCUAACUUUUGUUAAACUUGACGGCUAAUGAAUAAGUGGUUGAUUUAAAGAAAUACUGUGAAAUGUAAAACGCAGUGCAAUGCAUGUUGGAUGGAUGUUUAACAUUUGUUGAUGGAUUUUGAUGAAGUAGCAUAAUUUAUGCUGAUGCUAAUGUCUGUUAGCGGUAUGUUUUUGUGGUGACAGCAUGCUGCCUUAUGUGCUUAGGUGGUGACUGCUAACUGUAGCUAACUUUACUGUGGUAAACUCAAUUGCUAAGGCACAGAUGCUUGAUUUAAAGAAAUACCGUGAAAUUUUAAAGGCAGUGCAGUGGAUGUGAGAUGGAUAUUUAAUAUGGAUUUUGAUUUGUUUAUGCUAAUGCAGAUUGAUUUGUGUAAUGUAUUGAAUUGCAUUUAAUAUGGAUGCAGUUGUUAGUUGAUCAUAUACUGUUAAAAUGAAAGCUCUGUGUAGCUGUGUGUCUGUAGGUUAGAGAUUUGUAAUGUAGUGUCAGCCAUUUUACUUUCAGUGAGGACAUGUUUUAAUAUGGAUGCUGUUGUGUUAGAUGACCAUAUUGUUUAAAUGUAAGAUCUCUUAAAAUGGAUGACUGUGUCCGCCAUUUUAUCAUGUUAGACAUUUAAAAAAAUAUAUAAAAAAAUUAUACAGCAGCAGUUUAUCCAGGAUAUGUAGAGAGAAGUGCUGUUGAUUUAAAUCUUAUAGAUAGCCUUCUCACUUGACAGUGUGAUCUGGUACCCUCCUGCUUUGACAACUGCGAUUGACCUGCGAUCUGCACUGCAUCUGUGAUCCUCUGAUCCAGAACUUGUACACUACACACAAAGAUACAUUCAUUCAAUUGUGAACACACAUAACCAACUGAUCAACAAAUUUCUGAUUCCAUACAUACACACGCAUACACAUAUUCACACACACACACACACACACACACACACACUUGAUUAUUUUAGUAGGUGUCUGUCUACUGCUUCCAAGGUAAGUUCAGCUAUGUAUGUAUUUGAAGGCUGAGGCCAGAGUAGUGUGGCUUUUGAGUAUGAUUAGCAUACAGUCAGAGUGAUUUGUAUGAUUUCUUUGUGAAUGUUGAAUUAAUUUGUUUUGGUUGUUUGUCUAUGUUUUUAGAUGCCCCGUGCCAAGUCCCACUGGCGUGCCCAGGCCAUGAAGAGGAGGAUGAUGACGGCGCAGACUUGGACUCCCCUGCCACCUGUCCCCGAGUUUUGUGCUCGUGCAGACGCCAGGGAGCUGAGGACGGAGGUGCUGCGUGCUGCUGUUCCGUGGACCCCGGAUGCUGUGUGUGUGCUCGCCCCAAGCAACGACCUCACUGCCAGCAGGACCAUCAGUGAGGCGGCGUUGGACUUCGGUGCGCUCCUGACCACCGUCUGCAGCCGCUGGCCCAAGGUCUUUGUGUUGGACUUCCCUCCCCGUCUGACCAUGGACCUUGGCUUCCAACGGCAGCUGCGUCAGGAAUACCACCGUGUCGCAGCACGCAUGGGUCUCCCCUAUGUGUCUGUGGUUUGAAGGUUUCCCUUCUUCUGGCUCUGGCUGCCCUGCUGAUCCGCCAGCUGGGCAGCGUCAGCCGAGAGGUGUUGCUACAACGCGCAGAGGACGAAAGCGGCGGGUUCCGGCAACACCUGUGCCUGCCCUGUGACCGAGUCUGCCUCCAAGCCCGGCCCAGCAGUCCAGGAGGUGCAGGUCACAGCCCAGCCGUCCGUGGAGGUGGUGGAGGAGGUUGCUGCAGCGUGCCUUGCCGUGUCGAUGAAGUCCGCCAUCCAGGAGGGAACCCAGAUGUCACAGAGGAUCUGCACAGAUAAAGAUGUUUUUGUUCCUUUUGUUAGUGUUCCUGAUGUUAGUGCAGUUGUGUCAGAGUCAGACAGUCAUGUUGUGGCAGCAGAGGGUAGCAGAGGGUUUAGGCUGGGGAAGGUUGUGAGGGGAACGUUUCACCAGGGAGAUGAGCAGUUUGUGUAUCGAGGGCGGCAGUGUAUGGCUAUAGCUUUGGCCAGCUUAGCCAAACACACAUUGUUGAGUGUGUUGUCGUGGGAUAGGUUUGAUGUUGAUAGCGUGUUGGUUGUAGGUGAUGAGUUGUACACUAGUUUGCGUGACCUGAACAUUUUUAGCCACAAAUCAAAUCUGCUGUCUGUUGGAGAUUUGCCAAAGCAGUUUGAGGUAGGGGAGCAGCUGUUUAGCUUUAGCCACGGUGACACAGUGUUGGGUGAAGUAGGCGUGACUGAGGGUGAACACAUCGAAAAUGGUGUGUUCAUCAGUCUGAGAAAUGGACUGGAGAGGAUCUUCAGUCAGUAUAGUAAAUGUAUUAUGAUACUGUGUGGGAGUAGUUCUGUCAUCAUUUGUGAGGAUGGACGGUUUGCUUUGGUAGACAGUCACUCGCGUUGUGACAUUGGGUUAGUGCAUAGUGAUGGUAAAAGUGUGGUGUUGCAGUUUGAUUGUCUGGAUGAUCUCUAUGGAUACAUCUGUUGUUUGGCAGACAGUCUCAGUUCUAGGCAGAAGCUCUUUGAGCUGUGUGGCGUUAGUGUCAGUGAGGGUGCAAGCCCAAUGCUGUCUUGUGUUUCUGUGGAGAGCUGUAUUACUGAGAUGAGUACUGUUCCAGUGGCAGAGUCUAGUGAUGUUUCUGAGGCCAGGGUAAAACACAUUUCCUCAGGAAAUUGUGUGUCUGAGUGUGGUGUUGGUGUAACUGUAAGUCCAGCACUGUCUGGCAUUUCUGUUGUGACUUUAGCUAGUCAGGUGAGCAGUGGUUCAGCGGCAGAGUCAACAGUUAGUGAUGGUAGAAAGCGCAAAAUUUCUUCUCGCACUAGUGUGUUGAAGAAAUUAAAGACAUUUGAUGUUAGUGAGGUUAAUGCAGAUGUAGAAUUUGUUAGUGCUGCAGCAAAUGAGGAGCUGCUCUUCCAACCUCUUAGCGUAGAUGUCUGUAAAGCUUUGUGUAGUAAGUUGAAUAUAGACUUUGGGAAGGUCAGUGGUUCGGUGUCCACAAAGGUGGGGCUGUUAGGAGUCCCGUGUUUAAACGAGAGGAUUGUGGCUGAUGGUAACUGCUUCUUCAGAGCCAUCUCUCAGGCUGAGAGUGGCUCACAGAAGCACCAUCGCAAGAUUAGGCUAGCUGUAUGUAAGGAGUUAGAAAGGAAUGCAGAUAAGUAUGCAAGUCUUCUGAGAAGUGAGUAUUCAUCUGUUUCAGAGUAUCUUCAGCAGUCCAGAAUGAGAAAUGUGAACAGUUGGGCUACAGAGGUAGAAAUCCAGGUCACAGCAGAUUGGUUAGGAGUUAGUGUGUGUACUUUUUAUGAUGGACGUUGGUUGAAGUACAAGUGUAACACUACGUGUUUGUCAGCAGAGUGUAUUUAUGUAGAGAAUGUCAUGGGACAGCAUUUUGAGAACACUGUUUGUGUGCAUAAGCCUGGACUGCAGAUUUGUUAUAGUUACUGUAAACUUAGUGAUGUGUCAGGUUAUAGCAUUAGGUCUAGAGUGACAGAUGUUGUGGAUAGUGAGAAGUUAGCCGUUGGAUGUAAUGAAUGUGUAGGGUCUGAAGGCGUAGGUCGUAAGCCUGUAAAAUCAAAGUAUUUGAGGCAGAGAAAAGGGACACAGGAGAAACUCAGUAGGUUGCUUCGGGAGAGACGUCAAGUAAAGUUUAUGAAGAUGUAUCAGGAAAACGUAUUGUAUAGAGAAAGUGUUAAAGCAAGGAGGGUUAGUAAAUAUACAGAGAACAUCCAGCACAGGCAGAGGCUUAAAGCAAUUAGUAAAGCUAAGAGUAUGGCGAAGUACAGAGAAAGCAUGGAGCACAGGGAGAAAGUUAAAGUGGCGAGUGUUCGUAAAUAUAGGGAAGACAUCCAGCACAGACAGAGGGUUAAAAUGAUGAGUGUUGGUAAAUAUAGAGAGAACAUCCAGCACAGAGGGUUAAAAUGAUGAGUGUUGGUAAAUAUAGAGAGAACAUCCAGCACAGACAGAGGGUUAAAAUGAUGAGUGUUGGUAAAUACAGAGAAAGUGUUGAGCACAGAGAGAGGGUUAUGGAUAGCGCCAGGUUGAGUAGGAAGCAGA
Messenger RNA from Epinephelus fuscoguttatus (brown-marbled grouper), 5278 nucleotides. RefSeq lists its product as uncharacterized. NCBI's taxonomy places the organism in Eukaryota, Metazoa, Chordata, Actinopteri, Perciformes, Serranidae. Gene Ontology annotation, biological process: protein deubiquitination. The record is from RefSeq and is a predicted model, not a curated record. Bases 2999 to 5146 code for a protein of 715 amino acids. Gene Ontology annotation, molecular function: cysteine-type deubiquitinase activity. The transcript is spliced from 8 exons.